Messenger RNA from Linum trigynum, 1695 nucleotides. The record is from the annotation of a GenBank genome assembly. NCBI's taxonomy places the organism in Eukaryota, Viridiplantae, Streptophyta, Magnoliopsida, Malpighiales, Linaceae.
CGUAAUUGUUCUUACGGGCCAAAAAAUGCUUAUGCAAAAAUCAACCUUUCUCUUACAAAAAUAAACAUCUCUACCUCCAAAAAAUCAUCCUAGCCAAAUUACAAAAAUGUCCUCAACAGUAUUUCCAUACCUCUACCAUCAACAGAAUUUCGCUGACAGUGGCAGUCAUGGCCUGGUAUUCAGCUUCAGCAGAGGAACGUGCAACAACGGUCUGCUUCUUGGUGCACCAAGAAAUAGAAGAAGCACCCAACCGAAUGAAGUAGGUGGUGGUCGAACGACGGGUGGUGGGACAACCACCCCAAUCUACAUCACAGUAACCAUUAAGAGAAAGUGAACUAUGAGCAAGAAAAAACAAACCACGACCUGGAGACUCCUUGAGAUAUCGAAGGACACGAUGGGCUGCAUCCCAGUGUGCCUGUGUAAGAGCAUGCACAGCCUGACUGAGUAUAUUGAAUGUGUAAGUGAUGUCGAGGCGGGUGAUAGUGAGAUAUAAGAGCCGCCCGACGAGACGACGAAAAGCUGAGGAAUCAGGAGCUAGAAGUGAUUCAAGACAGCCAAGCUAAUGGUUCUACUCGAUGGGAGAAGGGCAAGGCCGAGCAGCUGGAAGACUAGAAUCGGUAAGUAUAUCGCCGAGUAUACUUCCUUUGGUUGAGGAUGAUGCCUUUGGGAGAAUGGACAACUUCAAUACCCAAAAAAUACUUGAGAGGCCCUAAGUCCUUGAUGGUAAACCGAUCAUGCAAGAAACUCUUGACUUUCUGAAUAAAGGUGGGAUCAUCACCUGUGAGUAUGACAUCAUCUACGUAGAUGAGAGCUGCAACGAAGGAAGAAGAGGUGCGUCGGACAAAAAGAGAGGGAACUGCAGCUUGUUAUAUGCCACCUGCAAAACAGUGUGUUCUUCACGUUACAAAACAGAGACAAGGAAAUGUAAAACAGAAAUUUAGAUUACAAUGAUAGUAAAACUCCAGGUGGCGAUCUCUCAUUCGUCCGGUAACUAUCCACUCAACGAUAAACUCCAAGUCUCCGCAACGGCGUCGCUUUGGCUCUUCGUUUAAGUUGAGUGUGUUUUUCUUCACUUCUAACAACUCUGCAAUCUUCAUUUCACUUCUGCAGGUUGUCAUCUUCAUCAUCUUCGGUUGAUAGCGGCCGCCCGAUUCACCACACCCAUCACCCAACCGCCAUUGCCACUGAUAUCGCCACCAGGUGCCAUAGUUGGAAAUGGUGGACCAAAUAGAAGUGAUGGUAUGAUAGAUUUUGAUUGGGAAGAUGACGAAGAAGAAGGAAUCGAGGAUUUGGAUUAUGAUUUUCUUCUUCUUCUUGUUUGUUUGGCUUUUUUUUUUUUUUCAUUAAUUGAGGGGACGGUUUAGGGGCUUGGAGUUCGAGUUGGGUCACGAUUGAGAAGGGUGGGUUGGGGAAAUGAUGUGGCAUGUCAGGUUUAGCCAUGUGACCAGUUGAAAUUGGGAGAGUCAGCACUUCUAGUAUUCAAGUCAGCAAAUGAUGGAUGGCGUUAACGAAGAGGGAUUAAACUUGGAUUGUUUAACUAAUUUUAGUAAUUACGAGUGAAUAAUAAAAAGUGACCAAACAUGUAAUUUUUUAGUAGUCUCAGUGACCAAACUUGCAAUUCACCCAAGAAGAAGGAUUUGGGGUUGGAAAAUUAUGUUGUUUUUAAUUUAAAUGUAAUAAUUUGACAUUAGUGAA